Messenger RNA from Stomoxys calcitrans (stable fly), 6222 nucleotides. It is a transcript of the gene Cad99C, whose product is annotated as cadherin-99C. The transcript is spliced from 11 exons. Gene Ontology annotation, biological process: homophilic cell-cell adhesion. Gene Ontology annotation, cellular component: plasma membrane. Lineage: Eukaryota; Metazoa; Arthropoda; Insecta; Diptera; Muscidae. The record is from RefSeq and is a predicted model, not a curated record. Gene Ontology annotation, molecular function: calcium ion binding. Bases 282 to 5498 code for a protein of 1738 amino acids.
CUCACUCACUCACAUCUGGGAGCUGUUGUAGAUCAAUCCUAAGCACAGUGAAAGGACCCAUAACAUUUACACGAGAUCCUUACGUCGCUUUGAUUACAUGGCAUUAUAAUUGAAAAUUAGCUUGGCAAAGUCAAAGUCCAAGCCAGAGCGCAAACCAUCCCAGACAAAUACAUUUGGUAAACAACAUUUUACCUAGAGAAUUAUUCGAAUUUGCACAAUUGCCACCAUUCAGCCAUUCCAGCUACCAGAUAGCCAAGCUAAGCCAACGAAUAUCAGUCAUAAUGUCUACCACACAGUUUAUACACAACAUUACAUCGCUGCAUCGAUUUACCUACCUGACAUCACUCUAUUUGGUGUUUCUGCUACUGCUGAAAUGUCACAAAGUUGCAGGCAUUUUGGGAAAAUCACAAAUGUGCGAAGUGGAGACAGGUCAAACGAAUAUAAUCUUGGAUAUUGAAGAAAGUAGAGGAGACUAUAUUGGCCAGCAAACGAAUCCUCCCGAGCUACCCAUAUUUGGUGAUCCCUUUACGGAAAUUGCCUUAGAUCUAGUCUUUCCUAAAGGGAAUCCUAUAUUCUUGUUGAAUGGCAAGAAAUUGCAAUUAUUGCAGCCACUCGAUAGAGAUGAGGAGAAUUUAAGUCAUAUUGUAUUUCAAGUUUCCUGUACCGUACGUUCCUCGAGCAAACGUCGCAAUAUACCGAUUAUAGUGCGCGUAUCCGAUGUUAAUGAUAAUGCACCACGUUUUAUGAACACACCCUAUGAGGUUACAGUGCCAGAGAGCACCCCAGUGGGGACAACGAUAUUUAGAAAUAUACAAGCCUUGGAUAAGGAUGCCGGUGUUAAUGGCCUGGUUGAGUACUUUAUUGUCGAGGGCUCUACGAAUACCACAGAAGAUGAAAAGAUGACAAUUGCUGAUGGUUAUGGCACAUUUGCCAUAUCAUUUCCCCAUCAAGGCCAGGUUACCGUGGCCAAAACAUUGGAUUACGAGAGAAUACAACGUUACUAUUUGACAAUUGUCGCAUCGGAUCGUGCUCGCAAUGUCUCCGAACGUCUGACCUCAACCACCACGCUAACAGUAAACAUAGCCGAUUCAGAUGAUUUAGAUCCCUCGUUUAUCUAUCGCAAUUGCGUUUUGCUGGAUGGGGCCUGCAUAAAUCCUGAAUACACAGCUUCAGUGCCGGCGGGUUCCCUGCAAGGUGUACUCACCGUCACACCCGAAAGAAUACAAGCAGUGGAUUUGGAUACCAUAAGUUCGCCUAUACGUUAUUCCUUUGCCAGUGGCAUGCCUGGAAACUAUGCGGAUUACUUUGAAAUCGACGAACAGACAGGAGUGCUAAAACAGAUCAAAGCGGUGGACACCUCGACAGCAAAGAAAUACGACAUUAUAGUGAAAGCUGAAGAAGUGUCGAUGAUGAAACGUUUUACCACCGCCAAAUUGACCAUUAAUGUUAAGCCUGUUGAUGCUAAUCCUCCAGUGAUAUCGGCCAGUUCCAUAGUAGGUUAUGUGGAUGAGAACUCACCUUUGGGCACCAAGGUUUUAGAUGAAAAUGGCAAACCCAUUUCAUUUAAGACCAGUGAUGCUGAUUUGACAGAAGAUGAUCCCAAGCCAGAUUAUAUCUAUGAGCUGACCACUCCCUCAUUUGAGGUCACCUCCGAAGGUGUCUUAGUGGUCAACGAAGAGGGCUUGGACCGUGAUCCCCCCGCUCCUGGUAAAUAUAAAUUCCAAGUGGUGGCCCGUGAACCCAAAACCAAUGCUGCCAGUGCUCCUCUAAGUUUGACUGUGAUUUUGAAAGAUGUCAAUGAUAAUCCUCCCAAAUUGUCUAUGGUUGCCCCGGUUUCCAUAACAGCAGGUGAUGGCAUACGCAAAGUAGCCCAAGUCUCGGCCACGGACAAUGAUGAAGGUGCCAAUGCUGUGGUCAGCUAUAGCAUUUACCAUGUCUCCAAUAAUGGCAUGCAGAAAUUCGCCAUCGACGAACAAAGCGGAGAGAUUGAGACAAGAGGGCGUUUGCUGGCAGGUGAACAAUACAGCAUUACGGUGCAAGCUUCAGAUAUAGGCGGCCUAUCUUCCCAAGCCAUAGUAGAGGUGACUGUCACCCCAGGACCCAAUACCAAACCGCCGAAAUUUGUCAAGCCCGUUUAUGAGGUACAAGUCAGUGAAGGCGCUGAGAUCAAUUCCACUGUUUCGGUUAUACAUGCCGAAGAUCCCGAAAAUGAUCCUGUGGUCUAUUCCAUCAUUUCUGGCAAUGAUUUGCGGCAAUUUGCUGUGGGUCAAGAAUCUGGAGUUAUAGCUGUCAUAAGGAAAUUGGAUCGCGAAAGUCUGACACGUUAUCAACUAUUGGUGAAGGCCGAGGAUAAUGGAGGCCUUUCGAGCAGUGCCACCGUUAACAUUAAGGUUACCGAUAUCAAUGAUAAGAAUCCAGAAUUCGAUGAAUCCACCUUGCCCUACGUCUUCCAAGUGGAUGAGGGCCGUGAGAAUUCCUUUGUGGGCAUUGUACAUGCCACCGAUGCCGAUGAGGGCAUAAAUGCCGAAAUUACCUAUUCCAUACCUCAGGAUAUACCAUUUGCCAUUAAUGGCACCUCAGGAGAGAUAAGAACCUCCAGCGCCUUAGACUAUGAAAAACAAAAUGAAUAUCGUUUUGUGGUAACGGCCAAGGAUGGGGCUCCCGAUGCCCGUUUGGGUACGGCUAGUGUAACGGUGCAGGUGCGUGAUCUACCUGAUGAAGUGCCCAAAUUCACCGAUACCCGUAUCGAUGUAAGGAUACCAGAAAAUGAGCCAGAUUUGCCAGUGGCCACUGUGCAGGCUUUUGAUCCCGAUACCAUGCCAGAGAUCACCUAUGUGAUACGUAAGGGAGCUACCGACUUGUUUAAGGUUAAUCCGGCAACUGGUGAAAUAAAAACCACCAAAGGCUUAGAUUUUGAGAAAAAGAAGAUCCAUGAGUUAGUUGUUGGCACCAUAGAGAAUGAUGGCAAUGGCUCUGGAGACACUGUCAAAGUAGUGGUGGAAGUGGAAGAUCGCAAUGAUGUAAGGCCAGUGUUCGUGUCUGUACCUGAACCAGUUACGGUGAAUGAUGAUCAGCCCAUUGGUACCAUGAUAGCCACCAUGCCGGCCAUAGAUGGUGAUGGCUCCUCGCCCGGAAAUGUGGUGCGUUAUGAAAUGGUGGGUCGCGGCAAGGCUUUGAAAUACUUCCAAGUGGAUCCUGACACUGGUUCUAUACGCAUACGAGAUGAAUUGCGUAAGGAGGAGGAUACCGAAUAUCACGUGGAUAUAAGAGCCUAUGACAUGGGUGAGCCACAAUUGAGUUCGGUGGCUACUUUGCCGGUGUUUGUGCGCCAUUUACUGACGGAUCCCAAUGAGGAAGGUGCCAUGGAGGGACGCCCCGACAAUGGAGUCAUAACAUCACCCGAGAGUCUCGGUCUAGCCUUUAGUGACGAUAGCUACACCACUGGAGUGCCUGAGACUACAGGCAUCAAUGCCACCAUAAAACUCAUACAAGUCAUCAAUUCCAAGAAAUCAGUGAAAUCUAACCCAGGCUUUAAAUGUGAAAUUAUCUCAGGCAAUGAGUGGGGUCUCUUCAAUGUAACCCAAGAAGAUCAUGGCUGUGGCAUUCAACUGAUUAAACAUUUGGAUUAUGAGAAUAAGACCUCGUAUUCUUUGGAUCUGAGACUGACCUCUCACAAAUACUUCAUAAAUCCUCAAAAGAGUACCACGACGGUGAAGAUUAUUGUGCAGGAUGAGAAUGACAAUGCCCCUGAAUUUGUAUUCAAUCGUGCCCGAGGCCGUAAGGAUACCUUCUAUGCUGUGGUCAAUCCAGAAAUGGAUAUAGACACACCCAUAAUGCAGGUGAGGGCCACCGAUCGGGAUUCGGGUAAAUUUGGCAUGAUACACUACAAGAUCUUCGAUGAGGAUGACAAUAACAUUAGCAAUGAUAAUGCGCCCACUUCCUAUUUCCUUAUGACCGAGGAUACUGGAAUUUUGCGUACAGCCAAACUGUUCCGUGGUGAAGUGCAGUUCCCACUCAUCUUCUAUGUGGAGGCCCGUGACAAUGAUGGCCAGGAAAUGGGUUCCCAUCGCACUCGUGCACGUGUGGUCAUCAAUCAAAUUACCGAUAUGCAUCGCCAUGCCUUAUUCUUUUCCGAUGCUGCACCCAAUGAGCUGCGCAAUCACUAUGCCACCUUGGAGGAAUUGCUGUCGGAAAAAACCGGUGGCCUUAUUAGCGGCAUUGAACGUUUUAGCAAUCGUAAAUUUUUAAAUGAAAAUGGUACUAUUUUGGAAAAUCCCUCUGCCACCGAUGUUUGGUUCUAUUUAAUUGAUCCCAAAACGGAGAAGGUGCUUAUGCGUAAUGCCUCGGUGGUGCAGGAAAUGUUACUGGAACCCACCGCGCGUUCGGAGCUAGUAUUUGCAGCUUCGGCCAUGACCAGGGCAACGGCAGAGGGCAUUUAUGCUCCCAUUGAAAUGAAGCAACAGGUGCACAAGGUUAAGGCUGCCAUUGCCAUUGAUGAUGAAGUAUUCCCCUACACACUUAUCGCCAUUUCCAUUAUCAUCUUGGUUUUGGGCAUUAUUGGCAUAAUUUACAUCUGUAUUUCUUGGUCCAAAUACAAAAAUUUCAAACAACGUAUGCGCCAAUACUCCACACCCAGCCCUACUCGCUAUGACCCUGUCAUAGUGAACUCACAGGCAUCCAAUGCCGGUGAUACUGUGGCCAAUAUGAAAGAAUAUGAAACUCAAGUUUUGGCCAUGGCCGUUCCCCCGGAUGGUGAUGAUGAACUUCAACUGGAUUUUAGUGCCAAAAAUCAUGCCUUCUCAUUGGACAAUGUCAGUUAUAUUACCCACAAAGACCACAAUGGCAGUUCGAGUGGAGGACAAACAAGUCCUGCGCAUUCGGAAGCCACCACAGCAACUAUAGCCACUUUGCGUAGGAAUAACAACAACAACAACUUGAAUAAUAUGGCCGCCAACAAUAACAUCAAUAAUCACACCAUGAACAAUCGUCAGAAUACCUUCAAUCGCACCCUGGAAAUGAAUGCUCGCAAUAAUGCCAAUCCUUUGGCAGCCAAUGGCACACUGCCCGGUACCUUGACCUUGGGUCGCAUUAAACAUCAAAACUCGAAUCAUUAUCAAAAUGGUGGCUACAAAAUGGAUAGUGUUAGUCGUAAUAAUUUAGCCAAUAUACAGAAUAAUGCCUAUAGUACGCUGGGCAGGAGGGGUAAUACCUUUGGCAACAAUUCCAAUUUGAAUGGUGGUGCUUUAAAUGGUGACCUAUCGAAUGGGGAGAUGAUGACAAAUACGCUGGGAAGAAAUUUACAACAUAAUAAUCAGCGUGUGGGUUAUAGUGAAGUGCCAAUAACGAACCCGCUGUUUCAGAGAUCGAAUGGUGAUCUAUCCCAUCUAAGUGCUACCAAUGACAAUGUCACCUUUGGCAAGCGUGACUAUGGACAAAUGGGCUUCUCCUAUCUCAACGAUUUGGAUCGCUCUGAGGUGGAGACUACAACCGAAUUAUGAGAUUUUACGAAUACCACAACACGAAACGAUGACAAACAAACGAAUAGAAAUUCCCCAACAACAAAAACCACAACAAGCCAAAAUACAAUUUUAAAAAAUAUGAUAGUUAAUUGUUUGUAAAAAAAUAUAAAACAAAAACAAAAUAAGGCAAACUAUAUGAAAAAAAUGCAAUAAUUUUAUAAGAUAAAAAAUAACUAAAAAUAGAACUCUGCAAAACCUAACAAGAAAAACAGAAAAACUAAGACAUAAAAACGUUGCCAUUAAGUUUGAAAUAGUAGUUGUAUAUACAAAGUAUGAGAAAAUAAAAACAAUUUUUUUUUUAAAUAAAAAUAAGACUUAUUUCUAGAGUAAUGUAAAUAUUUAGAUAGACACACCCUCCAAACACAACAAUAAAAGAAAAAAAAACAAAUGCAUACAUAUUUAUAAAAUAGUCAUUAGCCUUAUAAGUUGUGAUUUUAAUUUUAAUGAAAAUAAAACAGCAAAUAAACUAAAGGAGCCUUACUCCACUUAAGUGUCAAUGCAACUUUUUCUGUAUAAAAAUGUAAAAAGUUUACUUUUCUUUUUUUUUUUUUGUUUCUUCCUUUUAUACAUCUAUCCAUCUUAUUGUUAUACAUAUAUGAAUUAAUUUUUAAGUCUACUUUAUUCGUUUGUAUAUGUAUGUGUAUAUUUCUUUUCUUAGAACAGUUUUGAAUCGAAUUAGUUAGAAAUUUAUAUUAAUGAAAUU